AUGCUGUGUACACUCAGUGCAAUAUGGACGUUACAAACGGCAUUCAACGAAAAGACUGUAAUCCUCGGGUUACAACUGCCAGUAGACCUGCCUUUUAGCCUUUCGCGCCUAUUGUUUGAGCAGGGGAUUAGAUUGAACCUAAACUCAAGGUUUGGAGCACCAUGGCGACCAAGAAGAAUUGCCCAAAGAGGGCUAGGUCGCCAUCACCAUUCCAAGCAUUCGCCACCCCGCAUCUGCCUUCAAUUUGCGUUAUCCUUGCGGAAGACCUCAAUUGGCAGUGUUGCAUAUCUGGAGUUCGACAGCAUGGGCGAGUCUUGCAAAGCCCCUCAGAUUAUCCGUAAGUCUUUUGCCUGCGAUGAGUGCAAACGUCGCAAGAUACGUUGUACUGGUGGGGAUAACUGUACAAACUGUGUGCGUGAUGCCAAGCCGUGCCGGUACUCAUCCCCAUCACAAAAAUUGUUGUCGCUCCAGAGACGCCUUCAAGAAAGCGAGCAGCUUCGCAAGGAUAUGGAGAAGGCGUGGAGUAUCCAUCUCCCCGGAGUAGAUCUACAAGCAGCAGUCUGCGCUGUGCGGGAAGGCGUAUCAGAUAGCCAUGUUCCUAAUGACCCGGAUGUCGUCGGUCACAACAAUCAUAAUCCGAAUCGUAAGAUGAGCAUCGGGCCAGAUCAUCAGACAGAGCAACCCCCCACAAACUUCACGGAGCACAGUAAUGCAGAGGACUAUGAAUUCGACGAAUCUCAAGAUUUCGACAAUUCAAUCGAUGGCAUGGGCUUUCUGACCGCGGACCCCCAUAAAGCAGGCUAUACGGGCCCACAGUCUGGCAUAGCAGCCUUGAAGUUCCUCCAGGCACUUCCGUUGCAUCUGCCCCUCGAUCAUAUGCGCACACCGUCAUGUCUAGAUGGAGACGAAUCCUUGGAGGUAUCAGCGCAGGCUGCAGAGACUGUUUCCCGUUAUAUUGACGAUUACUUUUCACUAUACCACCCGGCGUAUCCAAUUCUCCACGAAGGGACGUUCCGUGCUCGCGUCUCAGGAGCACUCGCAAAGCCGCGCGAUGGCUCUUGGCCCUUACUGUACAACACUGUCGCUGCGAUAGGUGCAUUUGUCGGUGGAACAAAAGCGACCAACUGCGACAUUCCGCUAUACAAAGAAGCCUGCAAACACCUUACGAUGGAUGUCCUUGAGAAGGGAUCCCUGAGUUAUGUGCAGGCCAUAGUCCUGAUGGCCAACUAUCUGCAAAAGCGGAAUAAACCAAAUGCUGGCUUCAUUCUCAUUGGUAUUGGGUGGAGCAUGGCGCUUGCGAUAGGCUUGCAUCGAGAAUUCGGUAUGCCAAACACGUCUCCCUUUAUCAUGGAGAUUCGCCGACGUGUCUGGUGGACGUUGUACACCUUCGUUUCAAGUUCGCAAUUAACUUUGGGGCGACCUCCCGUCUCCCUGGUCGGGGUCAAUAUUCGUCCCCCAGCAAAUCUUGACGAUCUGGAUCUCGCUGUUGAUAUGGAGCAGUUGCCCCCAUGUAAAACCGGACCAACCAUCACAUCCGCGCUUAUUGCCCAGGCAAAACUGGCCAAAAUCGCCAACGCCGUCCAGGUGGAGCUCCUCACCCAUCACCGCCCUGCAUACGAGAAGGCUGUGAAGCUGGAAAAGAACAUUAAGAUCUGGUGGAAGGACUUGCCCCCGUAUUUCGAUCCAAGUGUCUACUUGGAGCCGCACCUGGAACUGCCGAAGCGCAUCCUUUUGUGGCGAUCAUUUCAUCUGCGCAUCGUCCUGAACCGCCCCUUUCUUUUUGAAGCCAUAGCGACGAAGUCCUUGAUCAAAACAUCGGCCGGUCCCGUCAAAUCAUGUCUCGACGCAGCAGAUGAAUGCGUUGCUUCCAUCUGCGGGUUCGUGAAUUCUACACGUGAUAUCAAAAGGGGCUUUGCAUGGUAUGCCACAUACUGGUUAAUCACCGCCAGCUUUGUGCAGGCGACUUGCUUCAUAUAUAGUCCCACACAUUCCUUGGCUUCGACCUGGAGGAGCUCCAUCCAGCUCAGUAUUGACUGCCUUGAGAAGCUCGGCUCCUCGCAUGAAAUGGCCACUCGGGCCCGAAACAUCCUCCAGAAACUACUUGAACAUGGUCAUGUAGAUUAUAACCACGGUCUUGAUUUUGGUCUGACCCAAAAUGUCAGCCCUGAUCCAGUACCGGCCGUGCCUCGCCCAUUGCAUCCACCAUGGGCUGCUCCGACGUCUGCAGCUGAAGGCCAUGAAAUUUAUAGUCACCUUGCGGCAGGGCUAGGGGAUAUUGUUGCCUGGUAUCCUCAGGGCACCUCUAACGCAGAGCUUCUUGAUGCAGCAGGCGGCUUUAUGAUCCAAAAUUUCUUUGCGGGUACGGAUGAGAAUUCAUUGGCUGGGUAA
Molecule: messenger RNA, 2388 nt
Organism: Aspergillus fumigatus Af293
Lineage: Eukaryota; Fungi; Ascomycota; Eurotiomycetes; Eurotiales; Aspergillaceae
Product: putative C6 transcription factor
Biological process (GO): positive regulation of transcription from RNA polymerase II promoter by galactose; DNA-templated transcription
Cellular component (GO): nucleus
Molecular function (GO): RNA polymerase II cis-regulatory region sequence-specific DNA binding; zinc ion binding; DNA-binding transcription factor activity, RNA polymerase II-specific
Source: RefSeq, a predicted model, not a curated record